Molecule: messenger RNA, 567 nt
Organism: Dioszegia hungarica
Lineage: Eukaryota; Fungi; Basidiomycota; Tremellomycetes; Tremellales; Bulleribasidiaceae
Exons: 4
Coding region: 1-567 (188 amino acids)
Source: RefSeq, a predicted model, not a curated record
AUGCGCUGUGUUCUCGCCGCUUCGGCUCUGUCUCUUCUGAUCUCCGUAUCAGCCUCCUUCUCCACGAUCUAUUGGCCCGUGACCCACCCCUCCGCCCUCAAUCCCUGGGUCAUCGGCCAAAAGAACCUCCUCUACUGGACCUGCGGCGGCGGGACCGGUAUCCAGUCAUUCGACAUCCAGCUCCAUAAUGCCAAUUACAGUAUUAUGAAUGGGUUCAUCCCGAUCGCGCUCAGAGUGCCGAUGGAGAGGCUGCCGACGGGGAGGAAGAAUUAUGGGGGGGAGAUGGAGGUGGAUUUGGCGGAUAAUAUUCCGACUGGGGACGGCUUCCGCCUCAUGUUCAUCAACACCCUACACGGACAGGUCUACUCUCAGUCCCCCAAGUUCAGCAUCUACCCCAGUGUACCUAGCAACUACACUGCGCCAGACCUCCCAACCGCUACCGUGACAGCGACCCUCACCCGCCUCCCCGACCCAACGCAACAAUGGGCCAUCACGCUGAACGGUAUCGACCCCGACGCCACCAAGGCGGCUACGGCUAUCGCUGGUGGGAGCGGGGGGAAGACGUAA